Molecule: messenger RNA, 2528 nt
Organism: Eutrema salsugineum
Lineage: Eukaryota; Viridiplantae; Streptophyta; Magnoliopsida; Brassicales; Brassicaceae
Product: mitogen-activated protein kinase kinase kinase 1
Exons: 9
Coding region: 219-2030 (603 amino acids)
Biological process (GO): protein phosphorylation
Molecular function (GO): ATP binding; protein kinase activity
Source: RefSeq, a predicted model, not a curated record
UUAUUCCACGAAACACCGCGUUUUUGUUUACAUUUCUUAUUCUCUCUCUCUUCGCCGUCAGGUUUUGCCCAAUCUUCGGUCUUCACUCCCGCGGUUUUCUUUCCUCCUAGAUUUUCAGGGAAAAAAAAACUACAAGCUCCGAAUCGAUUCUUCUCAAGUAAGAGGUGCCGUUUUCGUGUUACUCACACUUGUUAAUUUGCGUAUGGAUUUAGGUAGCUAUGGAUAGAAUCAUAGCUCGUAUGAAGAAAUCAUCGGGUAGGACAGGGGAUAAGACUCCGAUGCGGAGGUUAGAGCGGCGAGACGCAGCGAAGUACAUCAAUUAUGACGCAGCAUCUUCUUCUAGCUCGUCAGCUGAAGAUCUUUCCGUUUCGACUACUUCUCUGAUGACGCGCUCUCUGGAGCUCCCAGAUUUCAGAGUCUUCGGAGGAAGCGAUGGAGAAAUGGAUCGGAUUUAUCGGUCUCUUGGUUUGUCUGGUCCUGAAGAUUUGGCGAUUUCUUCGGCCGCAUGGGAAGAAGCUUGCAAGAAGCGUUCUUCCUCAGAUGUUGUUAAUAGGUUUAAGUUUCUUGAGCUCGAUAGUCACAAGUUUCAGGUCCAUGAUUCGAGUGAAGCAGGCCCUAGUGAUGCUGUUUCUGAUAAUUCAGCGGAUCGGGAUGAUACUGAGUUGACGCGUUCCGAGUCGAGCGUGAUUGGGAGUUUUAGCAAUUUAGCUGAUAAGGCUGUAGAUGUUGGUGGUGAAGAGAAAAAGCGUGUUAUUGAGCGAACACCGACCAUUUUGGUUAAGUCGAGAGGGUAUCUUGUCCCUAAUCCCGAUAAUGUUGUUGCUGCUGUUGGGGGUGGUGGUAUAAAGGGGAUAAGACCACCGGUACUUAAACCUCCUCCGUCAAUGAAACGACUUUCUAUGGAUCAUCAGGGAUCAUCCUGGGAUUUUCUUGACCAUUUUGCUCCUCCAGAGAGUGAAACAAUUCAGCGGCCAAGUUCCUCUUCUUCUUCUUCUUCUUCUUCUUCACACAAUGGUUGCGAUGAAGAGGAAGCCGUGGAAAAGGAAGGGACGGAAGCGAGGUUUCUCCACUCGGCUGAUACAGCUGACGAGGCAUGCUCAUUCACUACAAACGAGGGUGGUGACUCUUCUAGCACAGUAUCUAAUACCUCGCCCAUCUAUUCGUCCGGAUCUAUCAUCACGUCUUGGCAGAAGGGUGGGCUUCUGGGACGAGGAUCAUUUGGUUCCGUGUAUGAAGGUAUUUCAGGAGAUGGGGACUUCUUUGCUGUCAAGGAAGUUUCAUUACUUGAACAGGGAAGUCAGGCAGAAGAAUGCAUACAACAACUCGAGGGGGAAAUUGCACUACUUAGUCAGCUUCAGCAUCCGAAUAUCGUGCGAUAUCGUGGCACAGCCAAGGACGAGUCAAACUUGUAUAUCUUUCUUGAGCUUGUAACCCAAGGGUCCCUUCUAAAGCUCUACAAACGAUACCAGCUCCUAGACUCUCAAGUCUCAGGGUACACAAGACAGAUUCUUCAUGGUUUAAAAUAUCUCCACGAUAAAAAGUUUAUUCACAGGGAUAUCAAAUGUGCAAACAUAUUGGUGGACGCUCUUGGAGUAGUUAAACUUGCAGAUUUUGGAUUGGCAAAGGUGUCAAAAUUGAACGAUAUUAAGUCCUGCAAGGGAACUCCAUUCUGGAUGGCUCCAGAGGUAAUUGACCGGAAGCGUAGUGACGGGUAUGGAAAUCUAGCUGAUAUAUGGAGCCUAGGGUGCACUGUUCUGGAAAUGUUGACUGGCAAGAUCCCUUACUUCCCUUUAGACCCCGUUCAAGCCCUGUUUAGGAUCGGACGGGGUGAGCUUCCGGAAGUACCUGAGUCUCUAUCAGCAGACGCUCGGGAUUUCAUUCUUAAAUGUCUCAAAGUAAACCCAGAACAGCGCCCAACUGCAGCUGAGCUGCUGAACCAUCCAUUUAUGAGAAGGCCGUUAUCAUCCUCGGGCUCGGGCUCAGGCUCGGGAUUGGGAUCAGCAUCUCCGCUUCUCCAUAGAGGAGGCUAACUUAUAGAAGAUUGCCUAUAUAGGCGUAACCAGAAGAUCUGUGAGAGAUGAGACCCCAAAGAAACUAUUGGGGAGACUCGCGAUAUGAUUCUUCAACACACGGUUCGGUUGCGCAGGAAGAGCUAAACUACCUGGAGACAUACCCUUUAGGUGGUUUCUGGCUCAUUCGUUGGUUAUUUCUUGUGGUAUGUUGUGUUGGGCUUGAUUUGAAAACUGAAGAGCCAUAUUCUUUUGGGAAAAGGAUAAAACUUUCUAAAGCACGGGGAAAUUAGAGUGUCAUUCUUGGGGUUUUGAAUGUAUAGGUUUUGUUAGUUAUUUGUUAAAUUAUUUAGUGUAUGUAUGUAUCCAAUUGGUAAUGUAAUGUAUAAUUAGUUUUUGAUAGUUCUUGUGUGUUGUAAGUUGUAACUGUGUACACAUCUCGUGUUCUGAUGGGGGUUUAAUCUCUAUCGUAAUUCCUAAGAGCCUUUGAUUCUCUAUUUGGAAUUGGAGACAAUUUUA